Spodoptera exigua (beet armyworm) is the source of this 677-nucleotide messenger RNA. The record is from the annotation of a GenBank genome assembly. Lineage: Eukaryota; Metazoa; Arthropoda; Insecta; Lepidoptera; Noctuidae.
CUUUAACCUCAUCUUCUUUAGUCUGGAUUGGAAUCUCUAUGACAUUUGGUCUGUCACUAAAUUAGUGUCAGUCGUAAGAAAAAUAAAAAAAAUCUUUUCAAUCAAUUAACAGAUUAUCACCAUACUUGAUUAACUUGAUGGAUUAAUUAAAGUGUAAUGCUUGGAAUCAUCAGAUCUAAAGCCAGUAAUUUGUUUUCAUCGCCCAAUUUAAAAAUUGUUCAGACAGUCUCAAGCAAGGGCUGUCUUAGAAAAAUGUCAACAGCAUUAGAAGCGUUACCUAAAGUGGACAUAGAUCCUACUGGAGUAUUCAAAUACAUAUUGUUAAACGUAUACGAUAAAACCAAAGUUAAUGUGGAACCAGUAGUUAUUGUUCGCGGCUAUAAGCGGUGCAAUUACCAUUCUGAUAUUUAUGAUGAGGUCCAAGAUAGACUACAACCCUUAGACUGUGAACCUCUUGGAGGAGGUAGAAUAUCUCAUGAUCCUGAAAAUAAAAAGAUACAUAUUUAUGGUUAUUCCCAAGGCUAUGGCAAAGCAGACCAUGAAAUUACAGCUAAAUUAAUCAAGAAAGCAUAUCCUGGCUACAGCAUCACAGUCAGUGAUGAAGGAUACUAAAGUUUAUAUUAUUUCAUUAUUUUCUUUUCUAAAUUUGUACCCAUAGAAUAAAUGAGUUAAAACAU